Molecule: messenger RNA, 549 nt
Organism: Rotaria sp. Silwood2
Lineage: Eukaryota; Metazoa; Rotifera; Eurotatoria; Philodinida; Philodinidae
Source: the annotation of a GenBank genome assembly
AUGGAUUCGACUUCAACAGAAACUACAUCUAACAACAAUUCAUUCUCAAAUGAUGAUUAUUCCGAAAAUCUUCAGGAAGAAUUUGUAAGAGAUUUACCUUCACAAACAAUUAAAUUUCUUUUUUGUCAUAUUUAUUUAAGGUAUCGAAAUGUGUUCGAACAAUUUUCUGAAGUUGUUCGUACACAUUAUCCAAAUAUGAUAAUUAUUGGAGAAAAUUAUCCAACAUCAUCUUUAAAAAUUUUAUUUGCACGAAUUUUAUUUGUAAUUAAAAUAAUUUUAUUUAUUUGUAUUUUUUUGGAUCAAAAUCUUUUUUCAUUUCUUAAUAUAUCAACACCAAAAAUUUAUCUAUGGGCAUUACAAAAUAAAAUUUAUGCUUGUAUAAUGAUUUAUUUUCUUUCAAAUUCACUUGAAUCAUAUCUUAUGACAACUGGUGCAUUUGAAAUAUCAAUUGAUAAUGUUCAAUUAUGGUCAAAACUUGAAACUGGUCGUUUACCAUCAAAUAAUGAAUUUAAUCAAAUAUUACAAAAAUUUACUACUAAUUCCAAUUAA